UGAACAGGGCAGACAUACAUACAUACAGCAAUUAGGUGCUGGACCUCUGCAGUGUCCUCCUGCAUAAACUGUUCUCCAAGCCAGUUCUGCUUCUACUGCCUGCUCCUACAACUAGGGACAAGAGGAAAAGGACUAGGAAAGAGAGAAGGUGAUCAGAAGAAGCAUCCCUUUUAACUCCACAGCUCAAAGUUUUCCAAGGAAGCUACAUAUUGUGCCUUUCUGCUAUUGUUCCAGGCAUACCUAACGUGAUACCAUUGCUUAUGGGACUUAUACUUGUAUAUGUACCACCACAUCCGAUUGUAAGAACUUUAUUUUACUGCGAGGACCAUCUGCCAAGGAGAUAGCAUCAUGCCCACCUUUGAUCAGGUGCUAAAGGAGGCUGGUGAGUUUGGGCACUAUCAGAAAAGGGUCUUCCUCCUAUUAUGUAUGACGGGCAUAACGUUUGCCUUCUCUUUUGUGGCCAUUGUGUUCUUGGGACAGAUGCCAGAGAGUUACUGGUGUAGAAGCUCAGAGGUGGCAGAACUUAGUAGGAGCUGUAGAUGGAGUCCAGAAGAAGAGAGGAACCUCACCGUACCAAGAAUACAUCAUGACAAAACUGACCAAAGCAUGUGUCACACCUACGACAUCACCUGGAAUAUCAGUAGUUCACCCCUCAACUGUGAGACGCCUAUCUACUCUGCCGCAAAUCUAACCUUGGAGAAACUGCCCAUAAAGCCAUGUGAGGAUGGAUGGGUUUAUCAAGAAUACCGCACAACCAUCAUAAGUCAGUACAACCUGGUAUGCACAGAUGCAUGGAAACUUGACUUGACACAAGCUUCACUGAACCUGGGAUUUUUGGUAGGGGCCCUGACAUUGGGCUAUGCUGCAGACAGAUAUGGAAGAAAAGUCACAUACCUGAUUUCGUCUUUUGGAGUUGGACUAUGUGGAGUCAUUGUAGCAUUUGCACCAAACUUUUACAUUUUGGUGUUUUUUCGUUUUCUACAAGGUAUCUUUGGGAAAGGAACAUGGAUGACAUGCUAUGUUAUUAUAACAGAGCUGGUGGGAUCAAAACAGAGACGAAUCGUUGGUAUUGUGGUUCAGAUGUUUUUCACUUUGGGGGUAAUGAUCAUUCCUGGCAUUGCCUACUUGAUUUCUACAUGGCAAGGCAUUCAGCUGGCCAUUUCACUACCAAACUUCCUCUUCCUCCUUUACUACUGGUUCAUCCCUGAGUCUCCUCGAUGGCUGCUAAUCCGAAAAAAGAAAGACAAGGCAUUGCGUAUAAUGGGUGACAUUGCUAAACACAAUGGAAGGUAUCUCACCCCAAACUACUGCCAGGUAUCCCAAAUAACAGUUGCAGAUGAGGAAAUUACAAAUCCUACAUGCAUGGAUCUGGUCAGAACACCACAAAUGAGGAAGUGCACUAUAAUUCUGAUGUUUGCCUGGUUUACAAGUGCAGUCAUCUAUCAAGGUCUUGUGAUGCGGCUAGGAAUCGUGUCUGGAAGUCUCUAUACAGACUUUUUUAUCUCUGCAGCUGUGGAAUUACCAGCGGCCAUACUUAUUCUACUCUCCAUUGAUCGCAUUGGGAGAAGACUUCCAUUUGCUUUGAGUAAUGCUGGAGCAGGCAUUGCAUGCUUAAUAACUGCUGCAAUAUCCACAGAUCUCUUGUGGCUAAAAAUAACACUAGCCACUUUAGGCCGACUGGGAAUCACAAUGGCAUUUGAAAUUGUGUACUUUGUAAAUACAGAACUAUAUCCAACACCACUGAGAAACUUCGGUGUAUCCUUGUGUUCAGGCAUGUGUGACCUAGGAGGAAUCAUUGCCCCAUUUUUACUUUUCCGAUUAGCAGAACUAUGGGUGGAACUUCCUCUCAUCAUAUUUGGAAUACUUGGCCUUAUUUGUGGUGGUCUGGUAUUGUUAUUGCCCGAAACAAUGGGUAUUUCCUUACCAGAAACAAUUGAAGAUGUUGAGAAUCUUGGAAGGCCAAUGAGAAACGACAAGAAAGAGAAUAUGGACUACUCUUGACAGUCAUCUAAAAAGUUAUGGUGUGAUAUUAUGACCUUUCAUUAGGCAUAAAUUUCAAGAUAGUCAAUGGAAAUAAAUACCCUUAUAGUUUUGUAAAUGUAUCCCCCACAUAUGCAUAGCUUACUAGGUCUAGAACAGGUCAGCAUAAAAAACAUAGGGGGAGAUUUAUCAAACUGGUGUAAAGUAGAAC
Bufo gargarizans (Asiatic toad) is the source of this 2191-nucleotide messenger RNA. It is a transcript of the gene SLC22A3, whose product is annotated as solute carrier family 22 member 3. Gene Ontology annotation, molecular function: transmembrane transporter activity. Bases 349 to 2001 code for a protein of 550 amino acids. The transcript has 11 exons. Gene Ontology annotation, cellular component: membrane. The record is from RefSeq and is a predicted model, not a curated record. Lineage: Eukaryota; Metazoa; Chordata; Amphibia; Anura; Bufonidae. Gene Ontology annotation, biological process: transmembrane transport.